AUGAAGUGUGAAUCUAGGUUGAGAGGCAUGGUGCUCCCUGAGUAUCUCCUCAGGCCAAGGACAAAGAUAUCAAUGGAUAUUAUAAAGGGAAACUUAGAUGGAAUUUCAAAACCAGCCUCAAGUUCAAGAACGCGUCCUGGGAGUAGAGGUUCAAAUGCUUCUUUGGAGGUGCUCUCACCAGAACCAGCAUCCUUCAUGGUUGAUACUGCAAUCAAGUUGAACUCUGGUAUAAAGGGCCACUCUGAGAGGAGUAAUGCAGAGGAAAAUGGAAACAAUAAUGAUGAUAAAGGGGAAAAUGAUUCUGAGAAACCAAAAUUGGCUGAAGAAGGGUCAGAUGAAGAUCUGAACAUGGUUCAACAUCAGAUAAUCCCUGGAUGUGCAGAUGAACCUGAAUUAAAAGAAUUAGAUUCUCAACUUCAAGAUGCUAUUCAGAAGAUGAAGAGGCUUGAUAAAAUAUUGGUGAAGAAACAAUACAGAGAAAAAGAAAUUAAGAAGCAAGGUCUAGACCUAAGAAUAAAGCUGUGGGAAGAACUUAAGUCUGCAAAAACUAGUGAAGCUUUGCAAAGUAAUGAGGAGAUGGAAAAUACAAAAAAGUUUCUAGCUUUGACUGCUGCAUCAGAAGAAACUGUCGAUCCUUCUUGCUAUGAGCAUGAAGACACCUUUUUCUCAGUGUUUCACACUCAAGUCCCUCCAGAAGAAUAUGAAAACCGUAAACAGAAUGUCAAUCAAGGUAGACUAGAUUUGUGGGUCAUUGUGCCACUGCCAGGACUGGCCUCUGGACCUCUGGUUUUUCUCUUUAUGUUCGUCUGA
Molecule: messenger RNA, 810 nt
Organism: Lynx canadensis (Canada lynx)
Lineage: Eukaryota; Metazoa; Chordata; Mammalia; Carnivora; Felidae
Gene: FSIP1
Product: fibrous sheath interacting protein 1
Exons: 7
Coding region: 1-810 (269 amino acids)
Source: RefSeq, a predicted model, not a curated record